Molecule: messenger RNA, 1967 nt
Organism: Populus trichocarpa (black cottonwood)
Lineage: Eukaryota; Viridiplantae; Streptophyta; Magnoliopsida; Malpighiales; Salicaceae
Product: pyruvate kinase 1, cytosolic
Exons: 16
Coding region: 186-1769 (527 amino acids)
Biological process (GO): glycolytic process
Cellular component (GO): cytoplasm
Molecular function (GO): pyruvate kinase activity; potassium ion binding; magnesium ion binding
Source: RefSeq, a predicted model, not a curated record
UAUUCUUAGAGCAUAUAUAUAGAGCAAGGGUCACCCCUUUUUUAUUAUAAAAAGUAAAACCACACAGUUCCUACCUUAGGUCGUCGAUUCACUUCAAAAAUCUCAAGGAACUCUUCUUUCUCUAGAGGUCUCUGAGUUUUGGUUUAAGGAGAAUAGUGAUUAGUAAUAAUUUGGAAAGAAGAAAGAUGCAUUCAAAUCACUUGCUUUUGGAGGAGCCUAUAAGGAUGGCUUCAAUUCUGGAGCCUUCAAAAUCUAGUUUCUUUCCAGCAAUGACGAAGAUUGUAGGCACACUAGGUCCAAAAUCUCGAUCUGUUGAGGUUAUUUCUGGUUGCCUCAAGGCUGGGAUGUCCGUGGCUAGGUUUGAUUUUUCAUGGGGUAACCCUGAGUAUCACCAGGGGACUUUGGAGAAUUUGAAGGCUGCUGUCAAGACCACCAAGAAGCUCUGUGCUGUCAUGCUCGACACGGUGGGACCUGAGUUGCAGGUUGUUAAUAAAAGUGGCAACCCCAUUUCUCUUCUGGCAGAUGGUUUUGUUAUUCUGACACCAGAUCAAGAACAGGAAGCUUCAUCUAAAGUUCUCCCCAUCAAUUUUGAUGGACUAUCUAAGGCAGUGAAGCAUGGAGACACCAUUUUUGUCGGCCAAUACCUCUUCACUGGAAGUGAAACUACUUCUGUAUGGCUGGAGGUUUCUGAGGUGAAGGGCAAUGAUGUGGUCUGUGUUAUAAAGAACUCAGCAACUUUGGCUGGAUCUUUAUUCACUUUGCAUGCCUCCCAAAUUCGUAUUGAACUUCCUACUCUUUCAGAUAAAGAUAAGGAGGUUAUAAGUACUUGGGGAGUUCAAAACAAAAUUGACUUCCUCUCAUUGUCGUAUACCCGGCAUGCAGAAGAUGUACGCAAUGCCCGUGAGUACCUAUCUAAGCUGGGUGAUCUAUAUCAGACUCAAAUUUUUGCCAAGAUUGAGAAUAUAGAGGGUUUAACUCAUUUUGAUGAGAUAUUACAAGAAGCUGAUGGUAUUAUCCUUUCCAGAGGAAAUUUGGGCAUAGAUCUCCCACCAGAGAAGGUGUUCUUAUUUCAGAAGGCUGCCCUUUACAAGUGCAACAUGGCUGGCAAGCCUGCAGUGGUCACUCGUGUUGUGGAUAGUAUGACUGACAACUUAAGACCAACUCGUGCAGAAGCAACUGAUGUUGCUAAUGCUGUGUUGGAUGGAAGUGAUGCGAUUCUUCUUGGUGCUGAGACUCUUCGUGGGCUGUACCCUAUAGAAACCAUUUCCACUGUUGGUAAAAUCUGUGCUGAGGCAGAGAAGGUUUUCAAUCAAGACUUGUAUUUCAAGAAAACUGUCAAAUAUGUUGGAGAGCCAAUGACCCACCUUGAAUCCAUUGCUUCAUCUGCGGUACGAGCAGCCAUCAAGGUGAAGUCAUCCGUCAUUAUAUGCUUCACUUCUUCAGGAAGGGCUGCAAGAUUGAUUGCCAAGUAUAGGCCAACAAUGCCAGUUCUGUCUGUUGUCAUCCCUCGACUUAAGACAAAUCAAUUGAAAUGGAGCUUUAGUGGGGCCUUUGAGGCAAGGCAAUCGCUCAUUGUCAGAGGUCUCUUUCCUAUGCUUGCUGAUCCGAGACAUCCUGCGGAAUCUACAAGUGCUACGAAUGAGUCCAUUCUAAAGGUUGCUCUUGAUCACGGAAAAGCUUCCGGAGUAAUAAAGUCGCAUGACAGGGUAGUUAUUUGCCAAAAAGUUGGGGAUGCAUCUGUGGUCAAGAUUAUUGAGCUUGAGGAUUAAAAUGUGUUAAGCCCCAAAAAUUUUUGUGCUUUUUUUUCCUACUCUUAAUUAUGAAAGCAGGUGGUGAAUUCAGCUCCUGGCACCUGUGAGCGGUAUCCAUCCCUCCAGGUUUUAUGACCAGCAGCUUGUUUUGGUGUUUGAACGGUGACAAUAACUUUUGUUCACACCUGAAAUGAAUGUCGUGGAAACUUAUAUCCA